Postia placenta MAD-698-R-SB12 is the source of this 941-nucleotide messenger RNA. RefSeq lists its product as hypothetical. Gene Ontology annotation, cellular component: membrane. The record is from RefSeq and is a predicted model, not a curated record. Gene Ontology annotation, biological process: C-terminal protein methylation. Gene Ontology annotation, molecular function: protein C-terminal S-isoprenylcysteine carboxyl O-methyltransferase activity. NCBI's taxonomy places the organism in Eukaryota, Fungi, Basidiomycota, Agaricomycetes, Polyporales, Adustoporiaceae. The annotation marks the transcript as partial. The transcript is spliced from 3 exons.
GAUGUCUCUGACCAAGAUCCCCGCCAUUGUGGCCGCAACACUCGGUGCUUACACGACCGUUAACCCACCUCAGCCCCAGGUGCCUCCAGCUGAGCGUCCUCAGACUGUCGGAACCUAUGAACAGAUUUUCUCCUCGACUUCAAAAGUCCAUGCUCAGGUUUUGAGAUACUCCCUCUGUUCCGCCGGCCUGUUGGAGAUUGCAGUCAUCCUUGCCCGCAACUAUCCCUCUCACCCCUUCUCGCAGCAAAUUCUUCGCGUGCUCGUGCGAGGGUCUGCGAUACUCGCCAGCAGGGCUCGCUUCACCCGCAGUUUUGUGGUAGGCUGCGCUCUCGCGACGCUGGGCGGUCUCCUCCGCAUGUACUGCUACCGUACUCUCGGCCGCUUCUUCACUUUCGAGGUUUCUAUUCGAGACAACCAUCGUCUCGUCACUGAGGGCCCAUAUGCGUAUGUCCGGCACCCCAGCUACACAGCCUGGAUUGCUACCAUGAUCGGGCUGGGAAUCUGCCACGGGUGUCCUGGCUCCUGGAUGAGGGAGUCCGGUCUUUUGGACACUGUGGCUGGCAAGACAGUCAUGGGGCUAUAUGCCUUGUCCAUCUCAUCUGUCACGAUCGGCUUUUUGCGGCGCGCCCCACUGGAAGAUGCCCUCUUGAAGCGCGAAUUCGGGAAGGAAUGGGAGCAGUGGUCGAAACGGGUGCCGUACAGGAUGAUACCUUUCGUCUGGUAGAGCUGUUGAGAAAGCUCAGCACACUACUCGCGAGGGUUUCACGAAAGGCUAUCCGAAAUAAAAUUGACAGGCUGAGCCGAAGCCCUCGGCAUCGGUUGACUCUAUCCCUCUCUCACAGUAUGUACGAACGUGUCCGACCUGAACUGCCAGGGUUUCUGUUAUAAGUGGGAUUAUUUGUCAGUAUGCACACGAGACUGUAAUUGAUAAUCCUCGCAGU